AUGCUGGCCGAAACGGACCUGGCGAAUGGAGUGAUCCGUUCGCCGUACAGUUUUGACAUUCCGCACGCCUUUAUCUUCAACGAAUCGGAGUUUCGGGAGCCUGUCUUCUGCGGUCCCUACAUGGAGAUAGUGAAGCACUUCGCCAGGGCGAACCACUACCAGCUGCUCCUCGAUCCGGUGGAGAGUCUGCCCAAGAAAGCGGUGCUGGAGCAGGACAUUGUCGCGGGUUUGUACAAUCUUUCGCUUCAUGGAGUCACAAUUCGACCGGAGAAGGUCAGCGAUUUCUCGAACGCCACGAGACAUAGUUACCCGCUGGAGAUGAUGACGAACUGCGUGAUGGUGCCGCUGGCUCCCGAGUUGCCCAAGUGGAUGUAUAUGGUGUGGCCACUGGGCAGAUACAUCUGGACGUGCCUCUUCCUGGGCACCUUCUACGUGGCUCUCCUACUGAAGUACGUGCACUGGCGGGAGCCCGGAAACGCCACCCAAUCCUUCACGAGGAACGUGCUCCACGCGAUGGCUCUGCUGAUGUUCAGCCCCAACAUGAACAUGACCGUGAAGCUGAAGCACGCCUCGCUGCGCGUCAUCACCUUCUACACGCUGCUCUUCAUCUUGGGCUUCAUCCUGACCAACUACCACCUCAGCCACAUGACGGCCUUCGACAUGAAGCCGGUGUUCCUGCGGCCCAUCGACACCUGGUCGGAUCUGAUCCACUCGAAGCUGCGCAUCGUCAUCCAUGACUCACUUCUCGAGGAGCUGCGCUGGCUGCCGGACUAUCAGAACCUUCUCGCGAGUCCUUCACGUUCCUACGCCUAUGUGGUCACCCAGGAUGCCUGGCUGUUCUAUAACCGCCAACAGCGGCAUCUCAUCCAGCCAUAUUUCCACCUGACCAAGGUGUGUUUCGGUGGGCUUUUCAAUGCCUUGCCAAUGGAUUACAACGCCAGCUUUGCGGAAACUCUGGAUCGUUUUAUCCUAAGUGCCUGGCAGGCGGGACUUUGGAACUACUGGGAGGAGAUCGCCUUUCGGUACGCAAAAAGUGCUGGCUACGCAAAGGUUUUUCUGGACACCUAUCCCGUGGAGCCUCUGAAUCUGGAGUUCUUUAACACAGCCUGGAUUGUCUUGUCCUUAGGCUUACCCAUUAGUUCGGUGGUAUAUUUCUUGGAGCUGUUUAUUCAUCGGAGGAGAGAAAUUCGACCUCAAUAUGACCAGUUUGAGUGCUAUGAUUAUUAA
Messenger RNA from Drosophila ficusphila, 1227 nucleotides. RefSeq lists its product as uncharacterized. NCBI's taxonomy places the organism in Eukaryota, Metazoa, Arthropoda, Insecta, Diptera, Drosophilidae. Bases 1 to 1227 code for a protein of 408 amino acids. The transcript has 2 exons. The record is from RefSeq and is a predicted model, not a curated record.